This is a messenger RNA of Vollenhovia emeryi, 13239 nucleotides long. It is a transcript of the gene kl-2, whose product is annotated as dynein heavy chain 2, axonemal. Gene Ontology annotation, biological process: microtubule-based movement. The coding region runs from base 1 to 13065 and encodes 4354 amino acids. The transcript is spliced from 63 exons. Gene Ontology annotation, molecular function: dynein light intermediate chain binding; dynein intermediate chain binding; minus-end-directed microtubule motor activity. Gene Ontology annotation, cellular component: dynein complex. NCBI's taxonomy places the organism in Eukaryota, Metazoa, Arthropoda, Insecta, Hymenoptera, Formicidae. The record is from RefSeq and is a predicted model, not a curated record.
AUGCUGGGCUUAACCGUGAUAUAUGUACCUCUGGAGAGUAGGGAGUUCACCACGGAGGAGGGUAACGCCGAUAAGGAGUUGGUGAAGAGGCUGGAGGGUGUGGUGGCCCACUGGAACACCCAAAUCAAAAUAGCCCUCUCUGACCAGGAACAAGCGAGCCCGCACGAGUUACUGUGCCUCGACGACGAAUAUGACUUCUGGACUUAUCGAUACGACAAUCUCUGCGGCUUGAAUUACCAGCUACAUAAAAAUACGGUGGAGCUUAUUGUCGACAUAUUGUUGGCUGCGCAGUCCACUUACAUACGUCAGUUCCUCAUGUUGAAGGACGAGAUCGAGCACGGUACGGUCGAAGCAAAAUCGAACAUUGAGUUCCUGAGCAUUCUGAAGGACACUUGCGCCGAGCUCAAGACUUGUACAACCCCCGCGAGCGUGGCUCAGUAUCUGCCAAAAAUGAUGCAUCUCUUCAGGACGAUUUGGCUCAACUCCCCUUACUACAAUACCCGUGAGAGGAUAAGCAAUCUCUUCAGCGCGCUCAGCAACCAGAUCGUCGUCAUGUGCAAAGGCUUUAUCAAUCUGGCGGAUGUAUUUGCGGGCAAGAUCAGGAAGAGUAUGAGGACCUUUGACGAGUGCAUCAAAUUAUGCGAGGAUUAUAAAGCUCUCUAUCAUAAGAUCGCGAGCGCUCACAUCAAUCUCACGUAUCGCUCAUGGGACUUGGACACGAAGAGCAUAUUUCGUUACAUCAACGUUUUCAUCGGCAGGUGUCAGGAUAUGAUCGAGAUUUGUCAAGCAAUGAUUGAUUUUGCAAGAUUGGACGAGACCACCCAGAUUUUAAGUCCUAAAUUCAGCGGUACAAACGGCGAGGAGCAUGAAAGAGUAUGUCAAAAGAUUGAAAGGCUUUUUUACGACGCUGUGAGUAAAAUCGAAGCAAAUUUGCACAAGAUUUUCACUGUACACGAGUCUACAUGGCACGAUGAUAUGAUCAUAUUUCGCACCGAAAUGAGGGAUUUAGAGAUAAUGAUCGAAAACUUGAUAGCCAUCGUCUUCAUGAACGUUAAUAACAUUCAAGAAGGGAUCGAGAAUUUGCGGAGCUUCUACAAUUACUUGAAUCGCAAGAAUUUGAAAUUGCUAUUCGAUAGCAAAAAUAGCAGUGUGUGGCAGAUUUUGGCCGACGAUAUCCAACGGACAAAGCAGGAGGUGCUGAACGAGAGGGAAGAAUAUUCGUCAAUCACACCGUAUUACGCGGGCAGAGCGUUGAAUCUUCGUCUGAAAGGUGACCGCCUGCUAUCGACGCGAAAGAUGCUGGAGAAGGCCGAGUGGAUGCCCUAUUGCGGCAUGAGCGAGGAGAUCUAUCAUCAGGAGGACAUCGUGAUCAGAUCCAUCGAGGACUCCAUGAGGGACCUGCACGUAAAAUGGCUGCACGACGUCGGUGAUAAUCCGCGCGCGCGACUUGAUCGCUACCUGAUGCGGCGGAGCGACGGUAAACCCGGCCUGCUGGAGUGUAACAUCGACCCUAAUAUCCUGAAUCUCUGCCGCGAGUGUUUCUAUUGGAUCAGCUUGAAAUUCAACAUACCCGUGCACGUACAACUGAUACACGACAAGUGGGACACGCUGCACUUUAUCUACGAAAGUGUCCUCGCUGUCACGCUGGCGUAUAACAAGAUCAUCGAAGCAUUGUCGCUGACAGAACGUGCGCUGUUUCGCGAAUUAAUUCGGCAGCUCGACCGGAAGAUCAAUCCCGGCUUAACCAAGCUGACGUGGAACACGGAUUACGUGGACUCGUACAUUGAGAAUUGUUUCAACGAAACGGCCAAUUUCCAGGACUUCAUCGAUACUUACAAGAACGUGAACUCUAAAAUCGUAAGAAUCUGCGAGAACAUCUGCGAUGCCCCGAUGAUCAAGAUAAGGGUUAAUUACACGUAUACGUUGCCUAUAUUGGAGAAGGAACUUUUGCACAGACGAGGCAUUCCAAGUUAUGACUCAAAGACUCGAUAUGGUAUUUCUGUACGUCAUGGAGAUUUACGACGGCUUCAAGAGCGUAAUACAAGAGCGUUCAAUCGUUCUAAUGUAUUUCACGGGAAAACUAAAUUCUUCCUGUACAAAAGUACAAAAGCACCGACUUCUGGGUACACCCGCUUGAUAGAUCGGCAUAUUAAACCGCAUUAUUGUUUCCCUCCUUCUCAGAGCCGCGCAGAAUGGAAAGAUUAUUUAAUGAAAAUCGAUACGGUAAUCGAGGAAGCCAUCAGAUUGUGUUUGAAGAAUUCUUUGACCAUCAUGUUUGAAGCCCUUCACGGCGCUGACACGACAGGACCUUCACCUCUUCUAUUAAUGCAAGCGGAUAUUAUCGAUAACAAAAUAAACUUGACGCCGAACCUCUUGGAGAUAGCUACAGCAAUAGGAAGCAUUUUGGAUAUUUUGUUGGGGCCCUUGAAAGGCGUCUUGCGACUAGUUGCGAAGUUUAAAAUGCUUCCAGAUAAGAGUUUUCCCUUUUCGAAGUUGUACAAGGAGGACAAGGAACUGAUUGAACUCCAACAGAAAAUCAAUAACGAGAUGAGUCACUGCUUCGUUCAGGUGCAAAAUUAUAUCAAGAUCUGGGAACCAUUCAAAGAUGUGUGGGAAGUAAAUAAAGACUUGUACAUUCAAAGAUACGAGAAGCUGAAACCAACGGCGGCAUCUUUUGACGCGGACAUAAGUAAAUACCUUGAUGUGACGAAUAGCGUACAACUACAGGAAACUAUGGCGACAGUGCAUUUCCUAGAUAUAAAUUUUGAUGGAUUGAAAGCCACUAUCAUCGAACAUUGUUCAAUGUGGCAGCAGAAGCUCACCGCACUUUUGUUACGCAUGACCGAUGCAAUGGUCGACCACGUUUAUCAUUACAUCGUUGAAAAUUCCACAAAAAUAACGAAGGAACCGACGGAUCUCAUCAGCAUGCAAUCCGCGCUGCAAUUGUUCGAGAGGCUCACCGCCGAGAUUCCGAAAGAGGAGGAAGAGUUCCCCAAGAUCCAGGAGCAGCACCAAACUUUAGAAAAAUACGAAGUGCCGCUGACUUAUGACUUCAAGAGAAAAUUAAAAGACAUCGACCGCUCCUGGACAGCUUACUUGGAGUUACUUGCCACGUGCAAAGUUACUUUGCUUGAAAAAAAGGAAGAGUUUAAGCAAAUAUUGCUGACUGACACGACGAUGUUCGAAGAAGAUAUAUCCUCCUUGGUGCGCAAAUUCAACGACACCGGACCCUUCACGUCCGACUGGAAUUCGACGGACGCUUUAAAUUGGCUAGCCAUCUUCAAGAGGGAAAUACAUUCCCUGAGAGACAGGGAAAGCUGGUUGAAAUCACAACUGACGAUUUUUGGCAUAAAUUACCCGGAUUCGCGAGAACUCGCGCAACUCGAUAAAGACGUAGCAGUGAUCGAAUUGGUGUGGCAAUUGACGGGCGAAUGGAACGACGCCUGGGAGCGCUACAAAACCGGAAAUUUCUGGACGAUAGAAUUGGAAGAGAUGGACACAACCGCUAAUCUCCUCCUCCGGAAACUCACGAAACUCGGCAAGGAGCUCAAAGAAAAGAAUUGGGAUAUCGUCGAGAAUACCAGAUCAAGAGUCGAUAAAUUUCGACAUACAUUGCCGCUAAUAACGGUGCUGAAGAAUCCGGCGAUGAGACCGAGACAUUGGAAGCGAGUCAAAGAUACGAUCGCUCGUGACUUCGACGAGACGUCGGAGGACUUCACCCUAGACGCGAUUAUCAGGAUGCAAAUGCAUAAUUUCGCGGAGCAGAUCAGUGAAAUCUCAAACGCAGCCACGAUGGAGCUCGCUAUCGAAGCCGGACUCCAACACAUCAGGGAUACUUGGGAAACGAUGCCGCUUAGAAUGACUCCGUACAAAGACAAAGGAAUAUACAGACCAAGGGCUAUAAAUGACAUAAUUCAGACUUUGGAGGAUCAUCAGGUGCAACUCGCGUCCAUGAAGUCAACGAGGUUCGUGAAGCCGUUUGCCCAGGAAGUCGAGCACUGGGAGCGGGCACUGUCGACGAUCAGCGAAGUUUUGGAAAUGGUGUCGGUGGUACAGAGGGAGUACAUGUAUCUCGACAAUAUAUUCACCACCGAGGACAUCAGGAAACAACUCCCAAAGGAGACGGACGAUUUUGACAAACUGACAAGCGAGUUGGCUGAGCAUACGUCAAGGAUGGCUUCCUACGGUCUGGCGUUGCCAGCCACUCAUAUUCCACCCGACUUGCUGGAAGUCCUGAACAAACUCAACGACAAGUUGGAGGCGUUGCAACUGGCGCUCGAGCAGUACCUGGAAACCAAGCGGCGCGUAUUUCCAAGACUUUACUUUGUCUCGAACGACGACAUAUUGGAGAUUCUGGCCCAUUCUAAGCGACCGGACCUCAUACAGCCGCACAUCAGGAAGCUCUUCGUGAACAUCAGGUCCUUGAAGCUCGGCAAGUCGCUGACUGGGAAACAUGUGGCUGAUGGCAUGUGCUCGAACGACGAGGAGUACAUCGAGUUUAUCCAGCCGGUUUUCUUGGAGGGCCAAGUCGAGCACUGGUUGUGCGAUCUCGAGGCCGCGAUGAGGGUGACCCUGCGCGAGGUGUUGAGGCAGUGUCGGACAGCGCUGCGAAAAAUGCUCGCGAAACGCGACAGGUGGGUGAAAGAAUGGCCGGGCCAGCCGGGCAUUACGUCCACUCAGAUCCAAUGGACGAGCGACUGCACGCGCACCCUGCUGCACUGCAAGAUGGCGGACUCGAGGAAGCCGCUGCGAAGGCUCAGGAAGAAGCAGAAUCAGACGUUGGACAAAUACUCCGAAGCGAUACGGGGUGACCUGAGCAGGCUGGACCGACUGAAGCUCAAGGCGAUCGUCGUUAUUGAGAUACACGCGCGAGACGUCGUCGAGAAGAUGUACAAAAUGAAUUGCAAAAACGCGUCUGACUUCGAAUGGCUGUCGCAGCUAAGAUUUUAUUGGGAGGCGGACAUCGACGAUUGCGUUGUCCGGCAGACAAACACUCACUUCAGAUACGGAUACGAAUAUCUGGGUAACACUGGCAGACUCGUAAUCACUCCGCUGACAGAUCGAUGUUACAUCACGUUGACAACGGCUCUUCAUUUGUAUCGCGGCGGCAGCCCAAAGGGACCUGCGGGUACCGGGAAAACUGAAACGGUUAAAGACCUGGGAAAAGCGCUGGGUUUCAACGUAAUCGUGCAAAAUUGCUCGGAAGGGCUGGACUACAAAAGUAUGGGCAGAUUAUUUUCUGGACUGUCGCAGACCGGGGCCUGGGGAUGCUUCGACGAAUUCAAUCGAAUUAACGUCGAAGUGUUAUCGGUAGUGGCGCAACAGAUCCUAUCGAUACUGACCGCUCUCGCCCAGAGACUUACGAGAUUCAUUCUCGACGGCGCCUCUCUACCUCUGGUACACACCUGCGGCAUCUUCAUCACAAUGAAUCCUGGUUACGCCGGACGUACCGAGCUUCCAGACAAUUUAAAGUCUAUGUUCCGACCAAUUUCGAUGAUGGUGCCGGAUAGUGGCAUGAUUGCCGAAAUCAACUUAUUCGGCGAAGGGUUUCGAGACACACGCACGCUUGCUAGAAAGAUCUUUACUUUAUACUCUCUCGCCCAGCAGCAGCUUAGUAAGCAAUGCCAUUAUGAUUUUGGUUUGCGAGGUAUAGUAACGCUGACUCGAUACGCUGGCAAGAAGAAACGGCUGUAUCCCAAUUUGCCCGACGAGGAGAUAAUUAUUCUCGCCAUGAAAGAUAUGAAUGUCGCCAAGCUUACAUCGGACGACCUACCGCUAUUCCUCGAUAUCACCACAGAUCUUUUCCCCAACGUAGACGUACCAACCGUGGAUUACGAGGAAAUUAUCAGUUAUAUAACCAGCGAGGCAAUCAAGUUGAAGCUGCAGCCAAUCCCCAUGAUAGUAACGAAAGUUAUCGAACUGUAUGAAACAAAGAGCUCGCGUCACUCAACGAUGAUCGUCGGCUCGUCAAACACCGCAAAAACCGCAACAUGGAAGAUUUUGCAGAAUACGAUGACGACAAUGAAGAGCGAUGGAAAGCCGGGCUUUAACACCGUUCACGUACAUCCCAUUAAUCCUAAGGCACUGAGUCUCGGUGAACUCUACGGCGAGUACAAUCUUUCGACCGGAGAAUGGCUCGACGGAGUGAUAUCGUCCAUCAUGCGGAAAACUUGUUCCGACGACACCGCCGACGAAAAGUGGAUCCUCUUUGAUGGACCUGUGGACGUUGAUUGGAUUGAGAACAUGAACAGUGUCAUGGAUGACAACAAGAUACUGACGCUGGUAAAUAACGAACGUAUCGUUAUGCCCGACCAAGUCUCGUUGCUCUUCGAGGUGCAAGACUUGGCUGCCGCCUCUCCCGCGACCGUCUCCAGGGCAGGCAUGAUUUAUAAUGAUUACAAGAAUCUUGGUUGGCGUCCGUACGUCGAGUCGUGGUUGCAAAAGUACAGAGAGAAACCGGAGUUUGUCGAGGAGAUGAACCAGCUGUUCGAGAGCCGCGUUAACGUUAUGCUGGGAUUUAAACAGCGGAAUUGCGAGGAACUCGUGUCUGUCGCCGAAUUAAACGCCGUUCAGUCGCUCUGCAAGCUCCUCGAGGUACUCGCGACGCCGCAAAACGGCGUGGAAUUGGGCGAUGACCGCGACCUUUUCGCCAGCAUGUGUAAAAUGUGGUUCUUCUUCUGCGUGAUAUGGUCACUGUGCGCCUCGGUCGACGAGGACGGUCGCCAGAAAAUGGAUAAAUUCAUAAGGGAAAUUGAAAGUUUCUUUCCGUUACGGGGCACAGUGUACGACUACUACGUGGACGCGCGUAUGCGCACUUUUGUCUUGUGGGAGGAAAAAUUAUCGCCCGCCUGGAAAUUUCAGGCCGACCUACCGUUCUACAAGAUAAUAGUACCUACGGUAGACACGGUACGAUACGAUUACGUCGUAAGUUCUCUUCUAUCGAAUGGUUUCCCGGUGCUCGUAGUGGGCCCAGUGGGUACAGGAAAAACGUCGACUAUCCACUCGGUACUUGAGCUCCUAGACGACACGAAAUACACUGGCCUGCUUGUAAAUAUGUCGGCCCAAACUACAUCCGGUAACGUACAAGAUGCAAUAGAGAGCAGACUACAGAAGCGAAAGAAAGGAGUUUACGUUCCCGCGGGCGGUAAGACCAUAAUCGCUUUCAUGGAUGAUUUUAAUAUGCCGAGGAAGGAGAGGUACGGGUCGCAACCGCCGUUGGAAUUGAUCCGCCAGUGGAUUGAUUACGGAUUUUGGUACGAUCGCCAGAAGCAAACGAGAAAAUACAUCGAGAGGGUGCAAUUAAUAGCUGCGAUGGGACCACCUGGUGGAGGCCGCAAUGUCAUCGCGAAUCGAUUAGUCACGAAGUUCAAUGUCAUUAACAUGACUUUUCCGAAUGAGAGGCAGAUUAGAAGGAUUUACGGCACGAUGUUGAAGCAACAACUUUCCGAAUUUCACGCCGAAGUGAAAGGGAUAUCGAAUGAGAUAACGUUCGCCACGAUCGAGCUGUACAAUCGCGUUGCCCAGAAGAUGCUCCCCACUCCGACAAAGAUGCAUUACUUGUUUAAUUUGCGUGACAUUUCCAAGGUCUUCCAGGGGCUGCUGCGCAGCCAUAAGGACUAUCAGUAUUCGAGGCAGACUUUCCUGCGAUUGUGGGUCCACGAGAGUUUCCGAGUUUUCUGCGAUCGGCUUAUUGACGAGAAGGACAGAGAGUGGUUCGUGACUCAGCUGAACGAUCAGCUCGGCAAGUACUUCGAGUUGACCUUUCAAAACGUCUGCCCGGAGAAGAUAUGCCCGGUUUUCGGCGGUUUCAUGAAUGCCUGGGAUAUAUACGAAGACCUUCCUGAUAUCGGUGCUAUAAGGCGCUACGUGGAAGAACAGAUGGAUGAGCACAAUGUUUCUCCUGGCGUGGUGCGCCUCGAUCUCGUUCUCUUUCGCGACGCGAUCGAACAUGUAUGCCGCAUCGUUCGUGUAAUAUCGCAGCCCCGCGGUAAUAUUCUUCUGGUUGGCAUCGGCGGUAGCGGCAGACAGUCACUUUCGCGCAUUGGCAGUUACAUGUGCGACCUGGCCACUUAUCAAAUUACCGUUACCGCGCAGUACAGGACGCCGGAAUUUCGUGAGGAUCUCAAGACUCUGUACUCAAUAACCGGGCUGGAGAACAAACCGACCAGUUUCCUCUUCAGCGAUACUCAAGUAGUGGAGGAGCAGUUUCUGGAGAUUGUCAACAAUAUGCUGAGUACUGGCGAAGUGGCUAAUCUCUACAAGAGCGACGAAAUAGAGGACAUAAAAAAUAGGCUAUCGAGCGAAGUAACAAGGGCCGGGAAGACACCGACGACCGAGACGGUGUAUGCCCUGCUGAUCGAGAGGGCGCGUGCCAAUAUGCAUUUGAUCCUGUGCAUGAGCCCGAUCGGCGAUGCCUUCAGGAACAGAUUACGGCAGUACCCUUCCCUGAUCAAUUGCACGACCAUCGAUUGGUUCUUGGAAUGGCCGAGAGAAGCUCUCCUCGAAGUUGGCAACAAGUUCCUCAUGAAUCUCAAUCUGACGCUCACUAUCACCGGCGAAAAUAAAGUGGAACCGCGACAAUCCGCGACGGCCAUACCGUUGCCGCCGUUGCAGGACCGAAUGCGCGAUGGAAUUGCAGCAUCAUUCUCUUUGAUCCACGACACGGUGUCCCAGUUCUCUCGCAGAAUGGCCGCCGAAAUGAAGCGUUACAACUACGUGACUCCCGUGAAUUUUAUCGAGCUGGUGGCCGGCUAUAAAGAGAUGCUGGCGGGAAAAAGACAGGAUUUAGCAGAUCAGGCGAACAAACUUCGCGGCGGCCUCUCGAAGAUCGACGAUACCCGGGUGAAAGUUAAAGAAAUGGCCGCGGAGCUCGAAGUCACUCAGCGGCAAGUUCAUAAAUCUACGGGGGAGUGCGAAGAAUUCCUCGUAACGAUAGUAAACCAAAGCCGCGACGCUGAUGAGACGCAAAAACAGAUCACCGCCAAAUCGCUCCGUAUCGCCGAGGAGCAAAAAGAAUUCAAGAAGCUCGAGGAGCUCGCGAGGGCCGACCUGGCGACCGUCGAACCUGCCUUGAACGAGGCCAUCAAGGCGUUGGAAACUUUGAGCAAGAAAGAUUUGUCCGAAAUAAAAUCCUUCGCGCGGCCGCCGCCGAAAGUCGAGAUGGUGAUGGAGGCCGUGAUGAUCCUGAAGAACUCGGAACCUACGUGGGCGGAAGCGAAGCGCCAACUCAGCGACGUGAACUUCAUUAAUACGCUUCGUGACUUCGACAAAGAUCAUAUAUCGGACAGAGUUCUACGAACAAUAGCCAAGUACACGUCCAAUCCCGAAUUCGAUCCCAUAAAGGUCGGUGUGGUGUCUGCUGCAGCCAAGUCACUUUGCAUGUGGGUGAUAGCUAUGGAAAAUUACGGCAAGCUGUACAGAAUCGUGGCACCGAAACGGGAAAAACUACAAAUCGCGUUGGAGUCGCUGAAACAGAAGGAAAUGGCCUUAAAGCAGGCGAUGCAGCAGCUGCAGAGCUCGCGCGAGGAGCUCGAGAGAUUACAGCGGAUGUACGACGCGAAGAUGAAAGAAAAGGAGGAUUUGAUUAGGCUGGCUGAACUGUUAAAGCUGAAAUUAGAGCGCGCCGGAAUGUUGGUGGACAGCCUUUCCGAUGAGCGAAUCCUAUGGGAAAACACAGUGGCGUCAUUAGCCGAGUAUUUUGACUGGCUGCCAGGUGAUUGUUUGAUAUCUACCGGAUUUGUGUCUUAUCUCGGUCCGUUUGUAUCCAAUUACAGGCAGGAACUGCUGAGCAUUUGGUUUAAGGAGGUGUGUGAUCGAGAAAUACCGACAGCACCAAAUCUAGAUGUGAAGGAGUUCCUAGCUGAUCCAUCGACAAUCAGGGAGUGGAACAUUCAGGGAUUACCAUCCGAUGGCUUCAGCACAGAGAACGGCAUUAUAGUGACGCGAGGAACACGCUGGCCCCUCGUAAUCGAUCCGCAAUGUCAGGCGGUGAAGUGGAUCAAAAAUAUGGAGGCGAAAAACUCACUGAAAGUAAUCGACUUUGGUCAAGCAGACUUUAUGAGAGUUCUGGAAAAAGCAAUUCAGUUCGGAAAUCCAGUAUUGCUCGAAAAUAUUGCAGAGACCCUCGAUCCGGGUUUGAACCCGCUUCUCCAAAAAGCUUUCGUUAAAUCAGGUGAUCAAGUGAUGAUCCGAUUCAACGACAAAAUGAUCACUUACAAUGAGCAAUUCCGGCUGUUUAUGACUACGAAACUCUCGAAUCCCCACUACGCUCCGGAGAUUUCAACUAAAACGACAUUAUGCAACUUCACCAUUAAGGAGCAGGGACUCGAAGCGCAGCUCCUAGCAAUUGUGGUCAGGAAAGAGAAGCCGCAGCUCGAAGAACAGAAAGACAAUCUGGUUCUCACAAUCGCAUCCGAUAAACGGACUCUCAAAGAACUGGAGGAUAAAAUACUUCAUUUGCUGAGCGUGGCGGGAGAAACUCUUCUAGAUGACUUCGACUUGCUGAAUACCCUGAAGACGUCAAAGGCAACGUCCAUUUCCAUUCAAGAAUCUCUGGCUGUUGCUGAGCAGACAGAAAAGGAGAUAGAUCUAGCGAGAGAAGGAUAUCAACCGUGCUCGAAGCGCGCCUCGAUUCUCUUUUUCGUCCUGAACGACAUGGGCGCUAUCGAUCCCAUGUAUCGGUUCUCCCUCGACGCGUACAACGCACUGUUUAUGCUUUCCAUUGACAAGAGCUCUAAAGAAGCGAACUUGUCCGAGAGAAUCAAUAGUUUGAAUGAUUAUCACACACACGCGGUGUACAGGAACACGUGCCGAGGUCUGUUCGAGCAGCACAAGCUACUCUUCUCUUUUCACAUGUGUGUCAAGAUAUUGGAUGCGCAAGGUAAGAUCAUCCCAGGGGAAUACGCGUUUCUGCUCCGCGGCGGGAUCGUGCUGGACCGAGAAAAUCAGCCGGACAAACCCGUGCCGUGGCUGCCGGAUGAAACUUGGGACAACAUCACGGAACUCGACAAGCUGCCCGGAUUUCACGGACUCGUUUCUUCUUUCGAGCAGCUCCCGCGAGAUUGGCACAAUUGGUACAUCAGCACGGAGCCGGAAGCUACGUCGCUGGUCGGCGAAUGGGAGGAAGGAUGCACCGAGUUUCAGAAAAUGUUAUUCAUCCGCAGCUGUCGACCUGACAGAAUAUCAUUCUGCAUCAUGACCUAUAUUGUGCGCACUCUCAGUCAGAGUUUCGUGGAGCCCCCUGCACUCGAUCUGAAAGCAGUGCUACACGAUUCUGUGGCGCGGACACCAUUGAUAUUCGUUCUUUCGCCCGGCGUGGAUCCCACCGGUGUGCUCAUGCAGCUGGUGGAUAAUCAGGGCAUGACUGCCAAUUUCCUGACUCUAUCGCUAGGCCAGGGACAGGCUCCUAUUGCCACAAGCAUGAUAGAGAUCGGUGCCAAAGAAGGGUCUUGGGUAUUUCUUGCGAAUUGCCACCUCGCGCUCAGUUGGAUGCCCAAGCUCGAUAAAAUCGUGGAAACGCUCGGCUCCGGCCAAACUUUACAUCCAAGAUUUAGAUUAUGGCUCAGCUCAAGUCCGACACCUCAGUUUCCUAUAUCGAUCCUUCAGGCCGGGACAAAAAUGACUACCGAGCCGCCAAGAGGAUUAAAAGCGAACAUGAAGCGCCUUUACGGUUUAAUCACCGAAACGCAGUUCGACCUGUGCCAAGAAAAGUCUAAAUAUAAAAAGUUACUGUUCACGCUGAUCUUCUUCCACUCUAUUCUCCUAGAACGGAAGAAAUUCCAGCAGCUCGGCUGGAACGUAGUCUACAGCUUCAACGAUUCCGAUUUCGAGGUUUCCGAGAACCUGCUGCAAGUUUACCUGGAUGAAUACCCAGUCACACCGUGGGAAUCUUUGAAAUAUCUCAUAGCAGGUGUUUGUUACGGUGGUCACGUGACCGACGACUGGGAUCGCCGGUUGUUGAUGACGUACAUCCAACAAUAUUUCACGGGAGACGUCCUGACUACCCCCCAUUAUCGUUUGUCAUCACUGCCCACCUAUUACGUGCCUCGCGACGGCUCCUUGGAGUCCUAUCGCGACUUGAUCGCGAUUCUGCCGAACAUCGACAAGCCGGAAGCGUUUGGUCAGCAUCCAAACGCGGAUAUCACUUGUUUAAUGACGGAGGCCAGAAACAUGCUUCAGACCCUCACGAGUCUUCAAGUGCAGGUGGUCAGCGUCGAGAUGGACGAGGACAAGGAGCAGAAGGUAAUGCAACUCGCGAGCGAUAUUCUCUCGAAAAUACCGGGCACGAUCGAUUACGAGGCAACGGAGAAGCUGAUAGGGCCGCACAAAACACCAUUGGACGUGGUGCUCCUUCAAGAGAUCGGGCGGUACAACGUGCUGCUGGCAAAAACCCGCGACAGCCUUGAAGAACUUGAACGUGGAAUUAAGGGAUCGGUGCUGAUGUCGCGGGAGCUGGAAGAAAUCUUCGCGCGCAUAUACGACGGGCAAGUGCCGUCUUCAUGGCUGACCGCGUAUCCGUCUUUGAAACUGCUGGGCGCUUGGACGAGGGAUCUAAUCAAUCGAGUCGAGCACUUGGCCAAUUGGGCUCAAACCACUCAUCCGCCGUUGCUCUUCUGGCUAGCUGCGUAUACAUUUCCAACCGGAUUCCUUACUGCGGUACUACAAACUUCGGCGAGACUGUGGAACGUAUCUAUCGAUUCGUUGUCAUGGGAGUUUACUGUCUUCUCAACCGACGAGUCUGCUAUAAUCGAGCCGCCCGUGGACGGCGUGUACAUACGAUCCAUUUUUCUGGAAGGCGCCGGCUGGAAUAAAGAGAAUGGCAUUCUCAUCGAGCCCGCGCCCAUGCAACUUGUAUGCAACAUGCCGGUGAUUCAUUUUCGACCUGUCGAGCAUGUUAAAAAGAAAGCCAGAGAGUUCUACAGCUGUCCUUGUUAUUAUUAUCCCCAGAGGAGCGGCGACCAAAUGAGAUCUGCGUUCGUAGUCGCUGUAGAUCUCAAAGCUGGAACACAAGGUUCGGACUUCUGGGUGAAACGCGGCACUGCGCUUUUAUUGAGCCUGGCCGUGUAAAGUUUUCAGUUAUGAACGUUAAUUCAUGAGUCAUCAAGUCUCAGUUUAAUUUUAGCAAUAAUGUGAGUGCGUAAUGUUGAGGAGUCCCCUGUUUUUAAUAUUCUCUCGUUCUUCUUGUUUCUUUUCAUUUAUAUUAUAUAACUAAUAUAAAUUAAAUAUAUGGAUUUAUCAUGU